This is a messenger RNA of Drosophila miranda, 5346 nucleotides long. RefSeq names its product ensconsin (gene ens). The record is from RefSeq and is a predicted model, not a curated record. The transcript is spliced from 16 exons. Lineage: Eukaryota; Metazoa; Arthropoda; Insecta; Diptera; Drosophilidae. Gene Ontology annotation, cellular component: microtubule cytoskeleton. Bases 58 to 3951 code for a protein of 1297 amino acids. Gene Ontology annotation, biological process: microtubule cytoskeleton organization.
GGGUUAAGUGGGUAAAUCUGCGGUCACACUGAUCGACAUUUGCAGCGCUUAAGAAAUAUGGCGAGUCUUGGGGGCCAACACGAAAAUUAUUCGAAUAAUCCAGAAGUGGAACACACAUCUAAACGAGCCGAAAGCCGCGAGGGCAGCGCCGAGCGAAAAGCACCACGGCCACAUACUGGGCCGACAGCCCACGCACCCGUACCCGCACUCACAUCCACCGCACCUGCCGCCGCCGCCGCCGCCACCAUGCCAGCGGAGAUCUCAAGCUGCAGCCCCGGCAACAGUCUGCACUGGUUUGCUCAGGUGGGCGGCAGCAGCAGCAACGAAGAUGACUCUCAAGUGUCCAAAGAUCGAGAGGAGAAGCUGAAAUAUGCACGCGACCGCCAGAAUGAGGAGAGACAGAAAAAGAUCGAGGAGCUGAGGGCCCAGGCAGAGGCGGCCCAAAGGUAUCGCGAACAAAAGGAGGAGGAACGGCGGCGACGCAUCGAGGAGAUACGCGUCCGCGACACAGAGAAACGCCACCAGGUGGAGGAGCGCAAAAAGGCCAUCAUUGAGGCCGAGAAGGAGCGUCGCGAGUACAUACUUAAGAAGAAUCAGGAACGUGAAUCCCGAAUAGAGGUUAAGAGGAGGGACAGAAACUCAAUUGGUUUUGCUUUUGGCUCGUCGACGCCCCGUCUGUUGGAUGUGCCUGCGGAUUAUGGUCUUGUUUCGCCCAGUGCCUUUUGGGGUCAGCGAAGAUCUACAUCGAUAUCGAACGUAGCGGGCGCCUCGCUCACACGUCGAAGUUCCGAGCGAGAACUUGCCGACAGUGGUGCUAAGAAGCGUGCCUCCUCCUCCACGGACAGACACGAUGAUCAUCGCCGAAAGUCUUCGUCCAUGUAUGAGGUGUUCAAUUGGGGCUAUUCCAAUGAUGAGCCGCCCAAACGGUUCUCCCUGUCCAUAGCCGGUGGCGACAUCAAUAUCGAUGGGCCGCCCACUAGCAAACAAACAGCGCACAGACCCCAUACGACAACAACAGCAACAGCAACAAGCACCACAGCUGCAAGCCAUCACAACAACAACAACAACUUCCAUAACUCGUAUCGUAAGGAAGAUAGCGUUGACACAUCACCCAUCGUGUUCCGAAGCGUUUACCGCAGGAAAACGGACCUCAUGCCGACAAUACCCAGCCCCCGAGACGGGCAUUACGGCUCGCGCAGCUCCCUGAGCACCACGCCAGCCAGAACCCCAGGACGGGCCUACUCCAUGAACCGCUUGGACCAGCUGGCCCAGCCCAUACGCCGCAACGGGGAGCAUGUCCGAGCCAUACUGGAGCGGGAGCGGCGCGAGAGCGAACUGGAGAUGCUCGAUGAGACGGCCUCGCUGGGGGGCGUGGGUCGGCGCAUUCAUGCCGCCGGCUCCACGGCACGCUCUCGGCGGGCAGGCAGCGCCGGCAGCGGCAGUUCGAGUGCCACCGGCAUCAUGUCCCGGAGCAUGACCCACCUGGCAGGUGGUGGCAGUGUCGGUGGGCAGCGGGACCGGGAUCGUGGAAAGUAUUCGCUGGGCGGCGGCAUCUCGACCAGCUUCCGGCCGUUGGGCAGUGCCGGUCAGCGUGACUCCAGUAAGAGCAUGACACAGAUAAGCAACCACAUUUCGUGGUCGGCAUAUGGCACUACACCACCACCACCCCACAACCACCACAACCAGCACCGACAGUCCACACUUGGCUUGCAAACUGCAGCAACUAAAAAAUAUCUUCAAUCAUCAUUUGCCUCAUCCUCCGCAUCCUACUCCUACUCGAACGCCUCGACCAGGCGGCCAGGCCAUGGCCAUGGCCACCAGCAGCAGCAAUAUGCGACUUCUACUAACCCCUACCACCGUUGUCUCGAUUUCGAUCCCAACUCAUUGUUGCUCAUGAACUCUUCUAGUUUGUUAGUGAAUGCAGGCUCGCGAUCGGGAAAUGCCACGCCAGGCGGACACUAUAACAACUCAAGGCCCGGCAGCGCCAUGUCCACCUCGACGACUAUGUCCACGUCUGGCCUUGUGCCCAGGCGGCCGGCAACGGCGCCACGCAAGCCCAGGCCGGCCAGCAUUGCCGGCACCGGCAUGUCCCUAGAAGAGAUCAACAAACUGAAGAAGGAUCACAAGCCGCCUGUGAAGACAACAGCAGCCGCCUCACCAUCCGCACAAACGACCCCCAAACGAACUGCAAACCUAAUGUCCACCUCCCUGAUCGUGACCUCCAGCUCAUCUCGAUUGAACAGUGCCGAGAAGAAGACGCCUUCGAAAAGGGAACCCUUGGUGCCGAAGGCGGCAUCUGCUUCCAAGGCUCUGUCGAGUCGCACUGCCAGCUCGGAGCGUAUUAGCAGGAUCAGCAGCAAGGAGCCGAAAACCAAGGAUACCUCUGCCAUGAGCAGGUCCAUGAUUGUGGCCAGCAGCAGCAACAGCAGCACCUCCACAACUACCACCACAAAAGUGGCCUCAGCAGCGCCUGCUCCUGCUCCAGCCCCAGCCCCAGCUCCAGCUCCAGUUACAGUUCCCGAGCUCCAAAACGGGGUGGCCAAGGAGGCAGAAAAGACUCACGCAGAGGUGCCAGUUCCUACGGAUGUGGCCGCCCCUGCUCUCGCUGUAAGCAAGGCGGAAAAGGAGGCACUAAACUCCGUUAAGACGGAGGAGGUUUCCAGGCAGGAGGAGGAACAGAAUGUGCUCGUGCAGGUGCCGCCCGAGGCCCUGGUUAGCUCUGUGAAUGUGGAGGAAAAGGCCGACGAGGGCACUGAGAAGGAGGAGCUGCCCAGGCAACCGCUGGAGCCUCAAGCUGCCCCCAAGAAGCCGUCGCGCAGCAAGGAGAACUCUGAGGUGCGCGAGCUGACUCCGCCAGCAGCGAACUCCGGCGGCGAUGGCUCUGACUUGAUGACCGCAUCGAUGAUGGCCAAGAAGAUCACGACCGAGGAGCAGGCCAAGGCCGCCCUGGCCGAAAGACGACGACUGGCCCGCGAGGAGGCCGAACGACAGGCGGAAUUAGAGCGCCAACGACUCGAAGCCGAACGCCUGGCCGAAAUCAAGGCCCAGGAGGAGGAAGCCGAACGCCAACGUCUGUUCGAGGAGGAGUCCACACGCAUGGCCGAGGAACAGAGGCGCGGCGAGGAGGAGCGUCUGCGCAUCGCAAUCGAGGAAGCCCAACAGCGGGAGGAGGAGGAGCAGCGCAAACGCGAGGAGGAGGAAAAACAGCGCGUGGAGCGCGAGGAGGCCGAAAAGAAGGCCAAGGAGGAGGCAGAAAAGCAGCGUGUCGAGGUGGCCGAGCGCCUCAAGCGCGAGGAGAAGGAGCGUGAAGAGCGACGCAAGCGCGUCGAAGCGAUUAUGUCACGCACCCGCAAGGCCGGAGCCGCGGCUACUCCCUCUAAGGAAUCCAACGAUAAGGCAGCCCCCGCGGCUGCAACGGAGACAACCCCCGCUGAUGGCAGCAGCAGCAGCGACAGCAACAGCGUCAGCGGUAGCAGCAACAACUCUGCCGGUGGAUCGCCCAGCACUGCAAUGGCCACAGUGACAGUGGCCGGCUCGGAGGCACCUCCCAACAGCCAACAGGCGAUGUAUGAGCAAUCGGUGCUAGACAAGGAGAACUCGCUGAUCAACAGCUUCUCCACAAUGAUCAUUGACGAGAACGCCAAAAACCUGCAGCAGCAUCAGCAGGUGAGCAACGGCAAGCUGCUGGCGGACUUUGAUGGCAGCAGCAACACCACCACCACAGCGGUGGCCAACGGCAAUGGUGGCCAUUUCGAGAAUGUGAACAACAAGAACGACAUCAAUCUGCUGCAGGAUGCCGUCACUCCGGCCGCCACGCAGCUGAUCGACCUGAGCAUCGAGUCACAAGAUCUACACCUGAACAACAAUAACAGCUUGCUGACGAGCACAGCGGCAACCACCACGCUAGUCACUGCUGAUAGUCACGAGAAUAAAGAUAUAUCGUUGCUGUGAAUUGGAUGAGGAAACCAAAACCUGAUUGUUUUCUAAACCUAAAUCUUGAUAUAGCUAAAUGUGUGUGGAGUUGGGAGUAUUUAUUCAUAGGAAGAGAUCUAUAUAGGAAUGCGACAAAUUAUGGUUACUACUGAAAACAGGAAAACAUAAAAGCUUAUAAAAACCUAUAUAUAUAUAUAAAUAUAUAUAUAUAUAUAAACAUACAUACAUUAUAUAGAUAGAAGGAGAAUCAGAAUGGAGAGCAUGUGAGUGAAGAAUGAUUAAGAAAUGUGGAGCAGCUGCACGUAAAUCUAGUUAAGAACUAAGACAACCCCUAAAAGAGAUCUGAAAAGAGCAAAGAGAGAGAGUAUAUAUGUAUGUGAGAAAGAGAAGAGGGAACCUCCCCUCCAGUCCCCGCCCCCAGAGUUCGGGGAUCGAUCGUUUGCGAAGCAAUUCAAUAUCAAAGAAAUCUGUUUGUGAAGCACUACAGCUAAGGCUAAGGAUAAAGGAUAACGAAAAUGAACAUUUGAUGCAAUUUCCGAUUCGUUUCGAGCUAAUUUAAUUACGAAAUCGCUUCAAAAGUCGCAAGUGCAUGCUUACACCGGAGUAUAACUUGAGCAGAGACGCCGACGGGCAGCGUAUAUAAUUGCAAAUUAUAUAACAAAUUAGUAGACAAAACACUAGUUUAAACAACUAUGCGAGAUUCCCCGAGCGAGCAAAACGAAGAUGCGGCAUACAGACACAGACAGGGUACGGUUUAUGCGGUGUACGCCACACAGAGAGUAAGCCCCAAGAUCACCAAGGCCCCCAUGCAAUACAUACCACUGCUCAUAUGAAGGAGAGGCCCCUCCCUUCCCGCCGCAAUUUUUUUUUUGCCCUACGUUUGCACAGUUGUUCUGUAAGUUAAGUUUAUUACACGUUGAGCCAACGAAUCGUGCGGUAUUAUUUAUUACAAACUAACAAAACAAAAAACAUAGAGAAACAACAAAUUCAAUUGAAAUUAUUUGCUGAUACUGUUUUGUAGGCAAUCCAUCCCCAUAUGGAUCCGUCAAUCAGAUAUAUAGGUAGUCUAUAACACACACACCACACCCCACACACAAGAUAUAUAAACACUGUAAUCAGAGAUAUCAGUGCUUGAUAUACCAACACACACACACACACACACACACACGCCUAGGUCUAAUGGAAUGAGGAGGGAGUCCUGUACGAUGUUGUACUAUUUUUUGUAGUAGGAGUCGAAAAUCUGAUUAUGCUUAUGUCACCCUUUUUUAUUAUAGUAAAAGUUCUCUGUAUAUUAUCUAUUUUGCGUCUACGUAUAUAUUUUUUGGUAUCACAUUUUUUUAUAUAUACACAUUUAUAUUUGUAAUUGUAUUUAUCCAUGUGCAAAAAUAAAUUAUGAUUAUUUUUUAAAGAGUC